AUGGCGAGGGAUGCACGGCUCGGACCUUUUGUCGCGCCUGCCCUGGCCCCACUGCAGCGCAUCACCAGCAGGGAUGAUGCGCGAGACACCGGUCAAAUCCGCGGUCCCAGUUCCACCCCAACCUCGGCUGCCUCGGAAGAAGAAGCCUCCUCUAAGAGGCAGCUAGCCAAGUAUCGAUCGCGCUUGCGCUUGCACCUCUUCGUCUCAGCACCGCAGAUUGUCGGUCGCCGCUUGGCGAGCUUAGCUUCAGCUCAUGCGAGCCUUGAAAAGGCGCUAAGGCUGGCCGGGCAAACUUCCGUGUUUUCCGCCUCUGCACCGAACUCACCGGUUGUUUCGCACGUCGCCGACGUCUGGUCCCUAGCCGAGCUACGUUCUUAG
Molecule: messenger RNA, 378 nt
Organism: Moesziomyces antarcticus
Lineage: Eukaryota; Fungi; Basidiomycota; Ustilaginomycetes; Ustilaginales; Ustilaginaceae
Exons: 2
Coding region: 1-378 (125 amino acids)
Source: RefSeq, a predicted model, not a curated record